Laccaria bicolor S238N-H82 is the source of this 912-nucleotide messenger RNA. RefSeq names its product ectomycorrhiza-regulated esterase/lipase/thioesterase family protein. The record is from RefSeq and is a predicted model, not a curated record. Bases 1 to 912 code for a protein of 303 amino acids. NCBI's taxonomy places the organism in Eukaryota, Fungi, Basidiomycota, Agaricomycetes, Agaricales, Hydnangiaceae. The transcript is spliced from 7 exons.
AUGAAUUAUUUACAGGCCCAAUCCUGCACAAUGACAGAUAGAACGUCGACUAAACUAUUUAUCCCCCAUCCAGCUGAGGCGAGCUGCAACCUCGUUGGCAUCCUGGAACAACUAGACCCGCGUCAAUCAACUCAAGAGCGAAGCAUUGCACUGUGGUACAGAGUUGAACAAAAAAUUACAUCUUCCAGGCACAAAGAUUAUCUGUACCAAAAACGACUUGCCCGUCGACUACCUUUGGACUCCUUCCGCUUUGAUUUUCGCGGAAAUCAUGAAAGCGGCGGGAAGUGGAAACAAGGCGCACUUGAUGAAGACCUUGUUGACAUUCAAGUUGUUGUAGAUUAUCUGAAGGCGAAUUACGGAUACGUCGUCGACCUUGUCGUUGGCCAUUCCCGCGGGUCGAUAGUUAGUUUUCGUUGGCUCUGCACCAGUGAGGAUGGUAAAAAGGUUUCUGCGUUCGUCAACGCCUCAGGCCGAUACAGGAUGGGGAAAAUUGUCGAAAACGCGGCAGGAAAAAUUUGGCGGGAACACUUAGAAACGCAAGAAUCUUACAGCUGGAACGUCUCCGUCGCUCGAAAGAUGCUUACCGCUACAAUUACUCGGGAAGACCUUGCGAAUUUUAUCAGCUUUGAUACCUCGCUAGUUUGGGAUCGCUUCCCUCACUCAACUGACGCAAUCACAAUUCACGGUUUGUCGGACACGACCGUUCCGCCAUAUGACGCUUUUAUUUAUUCACAAGCUCUAGGUAACCGAACACCAGGCACACACACAUUAUGCCUUUUGGAGGACGCAGACCACAACUUUACGGGACGUCAGGAUGAAGUAGUUGAUGUCAUCCUUCAUUGGUGGGAGACGCGCAAACGCGGGCAGCUCAAGACCGGGGUCUUAGCGCCGGGGGUCAAAGGCAAGCUGUAA